AGUUUGACUUCGUUCAAGUUCAACCAUUUGUUAGUUACAAAUGGUGGAUGACAAUCAGUUUUGAGUCAUGUGGAGUAACACAAAUAUUAUAUCUAUGUGAAUUAUACAUAUAAAAACAUACAUAAAGAAAAUAUUUCUAAAUUUCCCUAUAUUUAAACCAAAAGGAAAGAGGAUAAACAGAAAAACAAAUAAAACUUCAGAUAAAGAGCGAUUACUUGCCAGAAUUGGCCGUGUCGGUUUCGUUGUAAUAGUAUAUUCACAAUUUGUUAUUAUUUUAGUCAAGUUUUUGAAUAAAGGUCAAGAUAAUUGAAUUGUAAUAAAAUUGUGAAAAUGGAGGUGGAUUAUAGCAGCAACUGCGAUACAAAAAUUCCAGAUUGUAAAAAACUAGCACGUGAAGGAAAGCUACAUGAUGCUUUGGAUCAAUUAUUGACAUUGGAAAAAUUAACACGAACAAGUGCAGAUAUGAAAUCCACAUCAAGAAUCCUUGUGGCUAUUGUUCAAAUUUGUUUAGAAGCAAAGAACUGGGCACUUCUAAAUGAACAUAUAGUUCUGUUAUCCAAAAGACGUUCUCAGUUAAAACGAGCUGUUACAAAAAUGGUUCAAGAAUGUUGCACCUAUGUAGAUAAAAUGCCUGAUAAAGAGACUAAAAUUAAAUUAAUAGAAACAUUGCGUGCUGUAACUGAGGGAAAGAUAUAUGUAGAAGUUGAAAGAGCAAGGCUUACUCAUCGCUUGGCAAAGAUCAAAGAAGAAGAUGGAGACAUCUCGGGUGCAGCAGCUGUUAUGCUGGAAUUACAGGUUGAAACAUAUGGUAGUAUGUCACGUUUGGAGAAAGCAUCUCUUAUCCUAGAGCAAAUGCGAUUAUGUUUAGCAAAAAAAGAUUUUAUGCGUACUCAAAUAAUCGCAAAAAAAAUUAAUGUUAAAUUCUUUAGUGAUGAAAAUGAUGAAGAAACGCAGACUCUUAAAUUGAAAUAUUAUGAUCUAAUGAUGGAAUUGGCCCGACAUGAAGGUUGGCAUUUAGAAUUAUGUAGACAUAAUAGAGCGGUGUUGGAAACUCCAGCUGUCAGAGAUGAUCCUGAAAAAAGACAUGCCGCUCUUUCACGUGCUGUUCUUUAUCUUGUACUUGCACCACAUGAACCAGAACAAGCCGAUUUGACCCACAGGCUGCUUACUGAUAAACUUCUAGACGAAAUACCAACAUACAAAGAACUACUGCGUCUUUUUGUAAAUCCAGAACUAAUAAAAUGGUCCGGAUUGUGUGAAAUUUAUGAAAGAGACCUUGAAACGACAGAAGUUUUUAGUAUAUGGACUGAAGAAGGUCGUAAACGAUGGGCUGAUCUCCGAAAUCGCGUUGUUGAACAUAAUAUUAGAAUUAUGGCAAAAUAUUAUACAAAAAUUACACUAACUCGCAUGGCAGAAUUAUUGGAUUUACCGAUUGAAGAAACGGAAGCAUGUCUAUGCAGUUUAGUAGAGACUGGCGUGAUAAGUGCUCGCACAGAUCGCCCAGCCGGGGUAGUUCGUUUCACAGGAACCCAAGAACCAGCCGCUCUUUUGGAUGCCUGGGCUGCAUCUUUAUCAAAACUAAUGAGUCUUGUCAAUCACACAACUCAUCUUAUUCACCAAGAAGAAAUGUUGGCUGUAGCUCAAUCCUGAAAGAUAAAUUUCUUCUUUCUCUUUUUCCUUUAUCUUCUAUCUUUUUUGUCUCCUCUCUUUAUACUAUAAUCUCUUUUUUUCAAAUUUCGUCUUUACUAAAUCCUUUUACAAAAAUAAUUAUAGUUAUUAAACUAUUUUGAAAAUACUGCACAUAACUAAUUAUAUACUUUGUAUGCGCAACGUAAAGAAAACAUUUAGCGAUCUCUCUCUGAUCUGUUUUUAACGCGUAUACUAGAUCAUAAAAUAAACAUUAUGCGAAAUAUGAAA
Frieseomelitta varia is the source of this 1917-nucleotide messenger RNA. It is a transcript of the gene Rpn5, whose product is annotated as 26S proteasome non-ATPase regulatory subunit 12. Bases 331 to 1650 code for a protein of 439 amino acids. Gene Ontology annotation, cellular component: nuclear proteasome complex; cytoplasm; proteasome regulatory particle, lid subcomplex. NCBI's taxonomy places the organism in Eukaryota, Metazoa, Arthropoda, Insecta, Hymenoptera, Apidae. The transcript is spliced from 8 exons. The record is from RefSeq and is a predicted model, not a curated record.